GUUGUCGUUUUAUAGCAAGCCCAGGUCAUAGCAGAGUCUGUGGACUUCAAGGUUGGGGUGCAUUGUGGUGGCAGCAAGCAUCUGAAGAGCCAUUCUGACUGGGAGAAAGAGAUUUCAAACAUGGAGGUUCUUGUUAUGACGCCGCAAAUUCUUCUGCAGAACUUACAACACUGUUUCAUCAAGAUGGAUCACAUUUCCCUUCUAAUAUUUGAUGAGUGUCACCACGCUCAAGUGAAAAGCAGUCAUCCCUAUGCACAAAUCAUGAAGGUGUUCUAUGAAACAAAUGGUUCAAAACUUCCUCGUAUAUUUGGAAUGACUGCAUCUCCAGUUGUAGGCAAAGGAGCUUUUCAGAAAGAGAAUCUAGCAAAGAGCAUAAAUGGCCUCGAAACUUUGCUCAAUGCCAAGGUUUAUUCAGUGGAAAACAACGACGAGCUGGAUAGUUUUGUAGCAUCUCCCAUUGUCAGGGUAUAUUAUUAUGGCUCAGCUACGAAUGAUGAUGCAUCUUGCUCAAACCUGGGAGUAUACCAAAAUAAGCUAGAGGAAAUCAAGCGGCAGUGCGUAGUAUCGCUAAAAGGAAAAACAGAUAACACUCAGAGUCAUCAGAGCCUCAUGAACAUGAAAAAACUUCUCAAGAGAACACAUGACAAUAUAAUUUCCACUUUGGAGAGCCUCGGCCUCUGGGGAGCACUUCAGGCUACUAGAAUUCUACUGAACAGUGAUCAUAGCGCGAGAGAGGAGCUAAUGGGAGAGAACCAAAUGUCCAAUGAUCAUUCUCCCUGCGAUAUGUACCUUUCUCUGGCUGCAAGAGCCCUCUCUUCUGAUUUUGUUGAGGAUGAGGUUGUAUCCAAAUUGUCCAGUGUAGAGGUUUUAAAGGAUCCAUUUUUCUCUAGAAAGCUUCUACGGUUGAUUGGAAUUCUUUCCUCAUUCAGGUUACAGCCAAACAUGAAGUGUAUAAUAUUUGUCAACCGGAUUGUGAUUGCAAGGUCUUUGACAUGCAUACUAAAGAACCUGACAUUUCUAAGUUCUUGGAAAUCUGAUUUCCUCGUCGGGGUCAACUGUGGACUGAAAAGCAUCUCGAGAAAUAGUAUGAACGCGAUACUUGAAAGGUUCAGAUCUGGGGAGCUGAAUCUUUUGGUCGCCACUAAAGUUGGUGAAGAAGGCCUUGAUAUCCAAACGUGCUGUCUCGUGAUACGUUUUGAUCUUCCAGAAACCGUUUCCAGUUUCAUCCAAUCAAGAGGCCGUGCUCGAAUGCCUCAGUCUGAAUAUGCGUUCUUAGUGAACAGGGCCAGCCAGAAAGAAAUGGAUUUGAUUAAAAAUUUUAAAAACGACGAAGAUCAAAUGAAUGAGGAAAUUACUGCCAGAACGACAAAGGAUACCUUUCCUAGACUUGAUGAGAAGAUCUACAGAGUUGAUCAAACAAGGGCUUCAGUCAGUGCUGGAUCUAGCAUUGCCCUACUAUACCGUUAUUGUUCCAAGCUUCCACACGAUGAGUUUUUUCUCCCCAAGCCCGAGUUCUUUUUUGUCGAUGAUUUAAGUGGAACCAUUUGUCACUUAGUUUUACCUUCCAAUGCUCCUUUCCACAAAAUUGUCAGCUUGCCUCAACCUUCUAGUGAAGCUGCUAAGAAGGAUGCUUGUCUGAAGGCGGUGGGAGAGUUGCACAAACUGGGUGUACUUAAUGCAUUUUUGUUGCCAGAGUCCAACGAUGAGAUCGAGGACGAAUUUAUAGACGAUGCUUCUGAUUCAGAUAGUAUUGAAGGUCAAGAAAGAUCCCGUAAUGAGCUAUACGAAAUGCUGGUUCCUUCCUUAUUUAAACAAAAAUGGGAUAAUUCAAUGGAUUGUGUGGGUCUUCAUUCUUAUUAUAUAAAGUUUGUGCCUGUUCCUGAGGAUAGAGCCUACAGAAAUUUCGGUCUCUUCAUAAAGUCGCCUCUCCCAUUGGAGGGUGAGGGAAUGGAACUUGACCUUCACCUUGCCCAUCAUAGAUCUGUUUAUGUGAAUCUUCUUGCAAGAGGAAUCACCGAGUUCAACAGCGAUGAGAUACGGCUGGCGGAGCUUUUUCAGGAGGUUGCACUGAAAGCUAUUCUUGAACGGCAAGAGCUCAUUCCAGAAUUCGUUCCUCUAGGAAUAUCGGAUUCCUCUUUAACGAGUAUCUCUACCUUCUACCUUCUGCUUCCAAUUAAUGUGCAUGCUACUAGAAGACCUAUAAGUGUAGAUUGGGUGACUAUCAAAAAAUGUAUGUCAUCUCCAAUCUUCAAGGCUCCAUCUGAUCUUGUAGAAGAUGUAGUUCCUCCACCAGGGUUACAUGUAAAUCUUGCAAAUGGGUUUUGGAGUAUUAAUGACGUGAAGAACAGUUUGGUUUUUGCUAUACACGACAAGCUAUUUUACUUCGUUUCUGAUGUUUUCCGUGAAAGAAAUGGUCACAGCCGAUUUAGAGAAAGCAACGAAAGCCAUGCGGAGAGGGUUCGUAAAAAGUAUGGCAUUGAACUCAAGCGCCCGAAUCAACCUCUCCUACUCGCGAAACCAGUUUUUCAUCUACGGAACUUACUUCACAAUCGGAAAAUGAGGAAUUUGGGACCGCAUGAACUUGAGGAAUACUUCAUCGAGAUUCCUCCUGAGCUUUGUCAAUUGAAGAUAAAAGGAUUUUCUAAAGACAUUGGAAGUUCAUUAUCUUUGCUACCAUCAGUCAUGCAUCGUUUGGAGAAUUUACUCGUAGCGAUUGAACUGAGAGAUAUGCUUUCUGCUUCAAUUCCCGAGGCCGCUGAAGUUGCUGGUCACAGAGUACUCGAGGCACUUACGACCGAAAAAUGCCAGGAACGAUUUUCUCUCGAAAGGCUCGAGGUUCUCGGCGACGCAUUUCUGAAAUUUGUCGUCAGCCGGCGGCUUUUCCUACUCUAUCCUAACCUUGACGAGGGAGAACUAACUCGGAGACGCUCUAAUAUUAUUAAAAAUCGCAACUUAUUCAACCUUGCAAUUAGGAGCAAUCUUCAGGUUUACAUUCGUGACCAACCCUUCGAUCCUUGUCAGUUCUUUGCUUUUGGCCAUCCAUGCAAAGUAGCCUGUGAUAAUCGAGCUGCAAAAGAAAUACAUUCUUUGCACGGAGAUCUUGCACGUGUGGACCCGAGUGUUGAUGAAAUCCGAUGCAGUAAAGGCCAUUGUAUCUUACACAAGAAAACUAUAGCCGAUGUGGUCGAGGCUCUUAUCGGGGCGUUUUUAGUUGACACUGGCUUCAAAGGCGCAAUUGCAUUUCUUAGAUGGAUCGGGAUAGAUGUCGGGUUUGAACCCGUGCAAGUAAUUGAUGCUUGCGUCAAAACGAAAAUCUUCACGCCGCUGUCCGCCGACAUCGAUUUGCCUGCCCUCGAGGGCCUUCUUGGUUAUAAGUUUUUCCACAAAGGUUUACUUCUCCAAGCCUUUGUCCAUCCGUCUUACAACCGCCAUGGAGGAGGCUGUUACCAGAGAUUAGAGUUUCUCGGGGAUGCUGUUCUCGACUACUUGAUCACGUCCUAUUACUUCACGGUCUAUCCGAAUCUGAAACCCGGUGAACUGACAGAUUUGCGAUCACUCUCAGUAAAUAACAAGGCAUUUGCUAAUGUUGCCGUCGGUCUUUCGCUGGACAGAAUUCUUUUUUGCGACAACGAUUUUCUCCGUCGAGCUAUAAAAGAUUAUACUGAUUUCUUGACUAUGUCACCACCAGCAAGUGGACUAUCUGAAGCUCCUAAAUGUCCAAAGGUCCUCGGCGACUUGGUCGAAUCUUGUUUCGGGGCUAUGCUUCUAGACUCAGGGCUCAACUUGAACAAAGCUUGGACAAUGAUGCUAUCACUUCUAGAUCCAGUAAAAAUCACAUCAAACUUGCAACUCUGUCCCAUUCGGGCGCUGCUUGAACUUACCCAGUCCCGGAAAUGGGAUAAAGAAACUUCGGUGACGAAAGUGAAUGGCGGUUUUUCUGUUACAAUAAAACUGACAAAGGAGGAUUCCAGCUUUAUUGCUUCUGCGAUCGGUCGAAGCAAAAAAGAAGGCACGAGAAAGGCUUCAGAGAUUGUUGUUAUGGAGCUGAAGGCUCAUGGCUACAUCACAGCAACUAACCCGUUGGAGAAAGUUUUGAAGGAUAGCAGCAGAAUGGAAGCUGAAUUGAUUGGAUACGAUGAAGAACCUGUAGAUGUUACGGAUUUUGAUGUCAUCAAAUUUGGAAAUCUGAAUUUGGAAGAAUCUUUUCAAAGUUAUCCCGUCGUGACAGAGACCAAGGCUGAUGAAGCAGGUUCCUCGUAUCGCAUUAAACCAGUUAUCACCGGGAAGUUGUCUGAAACAAGAGAACGUCUUUCUGAACAAACUGUCAGUGAAGUAAGUAUGCCGAAAACUUCAGAAACUAAAGGUGGAUCAAAUAACAAAACAGCAAGAUCCCUCCUGCACGAAAUAUGCGUUGCCCAUUGCUGGAAAUCACCCGAUUUCCAAUGUUGCGAGGAGGAAGGUCCUGGCCACUUGAAAUCAUUCGUGUACAAGGUUAUCAUAGUAAUAGAAGACACCCCUGAUAUGACAUUGGAGUGCUAUGGUGCAGCCAAACCGACCAAGAAAGGCGCAGCUGAGCACGCUGCUGAAGCGGCAAUAUGGUACCUUGAACAUGCUGGAUACCUUCACUGAUCUUCGGUUCUGAUAUUUUUGGCCAAGUAAUAAGGAAGAUAGAUGGGUUUCGGGUAUAUAUAGCUCGUGUAUUUGGAACUGCAUUUCACUGUGAUGAUAUGCAUAUGAACCGUGUUCUUACUACAAAAACUCUAGACCUUGAGCGUUUUGGGCUGUUUUUUUUUUGGAUCAGGAAUUGCAGUAACAGAAAUAAAAUGCAAGUGGAUUGUUUUUCUUUUA
Molecule: messenger RNA, 4848 nt
Organism: Tarenaya hassleriana
Lineage: Eukaryota; Viridiplantae; Streptophyta; Magnoliopsida; Brassicales; Cleomaceae
Product: dicer-like protein 4
Exons: 23
Coding region: 121-4629 (1502 amino acids)
Biological process (GO): siRNA processing
Cellular component (GO): cytoplasm; nucleus
Molecular function (GO): RNA binding; protein binding; ribonuclease III activity
Source: RefSeq, a predicted model, not a curated record